GCCCAAUUCCUGUUGGUUGCCCAACAGAACAGCACAGCGCAGAGAGGUAUCCCUCAGCGCCGCUUCAUUCAUUGAGAGACAGACGAGACAGCCCCUCCUCUCCCGCCAGCUGGCCAAGCUAGACAGACAGGUCGAGAACUAGGUGUGUCCCCACACCACAGCCCACUUCACGAGUCUCUCUCUCUUUAUAUGCCAUUAUACAUCAGCACAUCAACCACCAUCUGGGCUCCCACGGGCCUUUCAUUCUCCACCACCCACUGCCGCCCCACGACAACUCGCACAGCCUCACACACCUCACUGUGAAGCCCCGAGGACACGCACUCUGUCUCAAACGGAGCGAAGCCAUUAUCCGCCUUGCCACCAGCUAUCGUGUCAAUGGCCCCAGCCAGCCACAGCAGCCUCGCCUGUGGGGGCAGACGGCGCAGGAAGCCGACAGGGCAUUUAAAGUCGUCCCCUGACUCACUCGCCAAUCGCAUCAGACUCCACACCAAUUGCAGCAGGCUGGCACGGUCAAGCAGCAACAGCACAUCCAGCAGCCCCUCGGCACCCCUUGCCGAGGCCAGCCGCUCACUAGCAGCGCUCUCCAAUAGCCGCGAGUAGGGCUCAACUGACGGCGCGAGAGCCCCAUACGUCCACAUGAGCCGCGCCAGCGAUGAGCCGUCCAUGUGUGAGAUACGGCGCACAAGCAGGUCGACCAGACGCGCGUCGAGCAGCCCCACGGUGCUGUCACCAUAGCUGCCAUCACGUGCCGCGCAGCUGAGGUGCCUGACCGACCAUGCGAGGCGUAGAAGGCACUGUGUGUCGGUGAGGGGGGACAGGGCAGAUGGCUGCAGGAGGGAAAGGGCCAUGGCUGAGAGAAAAGACGGUGGUGGGGAGAAGCGGAGUCUUGCCAGAGCCCAGAGAGCGGGACUGAGGUCGGCGACCGUCAACUCAUCCGACCGACGCACCAGCUGACACAUACACACCAUACACACAGAGAGAGGCACAGAUGAACGCGAAACUAUUUGUUCCCUCAGUCUGUCUCUCCCUUCCUGUCUGACCUCAUGUGCGGCGCGCUGCACAAAUACCCCCACACCCAUUCCUUCCCCCAUGCCGCCUCCGUCCUCCCCAAUCGCCCCACCGGCCCGCGCCAGUGCCAUGAGGCACCCCACCAGACCAUGUAUCGAUACACCCUCAGCACCACCACAAAGCAGAUGCCGCAGCACAUCUCGCAUGGCCUCUCGCCGCUUCAUCGCCACUGCCGAUGAGAGUGAGGGUGGGCUCUGGGAGAUGCCGUGGGCGAAGGCCUGGAUGAGCAGGGAUGUGUCCGCAGGGGGCAGCUGUGGGUGUGGCUGGUGUGUGAGGGUGGAUGUGAGGGACGGGGAGGCCUUGUGCAGCAGGGAGGGGGCACACGGCAGCUCCAGGACAGCACAGGACCACAGCAGCCGAGACAGGCUCUGAACGGAACACAGAGAGACACCACACCAGCACUUGUCUUCAAAUUCCUUGUCCAUCCAUCCAUCCAUGAGUGCGUGUGUGCCGCCCUACAGGUCCGUCGAAUGCGGCCAGAUGUGUGGCUGCAGCCAUGCCACCCUCGUCGAGCAGCCCCCUGCGCCACGCCACCUCCCUCUCCCUCUCCUCUGGCCGCCCCCCACCCCCAGCUCCAUCCCCACCUGUCCACUCACGGUGCUUGGCCGACGCCCACAUGACAUUGGACAGAUCCCUCGCCCGCAGCUGCCCCCACCACUGCCGAUCGCUGAUGGCACACAAAAUGGCGUCAAAGAGCUUCGAGUCCACCACACCGGCCGACGCGUACGACCACAUCAGGCUGGCCAGGUGGUGGGGCUCGAACGGCAUCACCCCUGGGGCGAUCAUGCCGUCACUGCCGUCGCUCUCAUCUGCCCGUCGGUCACCGAGCAGCCGCAGCAGCCGACGGGAGGCCUCACGGAAGAGUUUCUCAUCGACUUUCGGCGCCAUUGCCGCGUAGCAGCUGAGCACCUGUGCCAAAGCGAUGGGCUCGAACUUGCGAAGACAUCGCAUGGCCACCGGCCGGGCUGCGUCGAUAAAGUCCUCGCAGGCCGUCCUCACUCGUCCAUCGGCCACUAACUCUCUCAGGCGGCCAGCGGCCCACAGUGCCAUCGAUAGCUCCGAAUGCGCGAAGGAAUCCACGCGAGCCGUACUCUCGGUCGCAAGCACGACACACCAGGAGCACAUGAGCUCGGCGUUGGUCUGAAUCAGAGUGUCUGUCAGCCGAGUGGCGCACCACAGCUGAUUCGACAGGGAUUCUGGUGCGAAUGCUGCUGGAUAAGAGGCAGAGGGGGCUGGGUAGGAGGGAGGGCUUGGUGACGUGAGGCGCGCAAGAGAGGCGUCGAGGACGGCCGUCAUCCACGCGGCGGACGGUCGGUAGCCUCCAUGCACGACGCUGAGCAGGAGGUUGCUGAGGUUCAGAGGCGUCAUCUGGCUCACAUGCCGCAAGCUGGCCUCGGUCAUCUUGUGCCACACGCCGUCGUGACGGACGCGGCACUUGCCCAUCGCCAGAAGAACCAUUGCCACAUCCUCGCCACGGAACAGAGGUAGUGUCGACGCAGGCGCGUCCAUCAGGAACGUCGCAAUAGAGAGCACUAAAUGCGGCACGGGGUGGCGGUCAUGGUGCUGUUCGCCACACAGCUCCAUCAUUUUGACGGACGCCCAUGCCGUGACGGCCAGACUUAGAGGGCUGAAGGACUCCCAACAGACGGGCUGGUGGCCAUGAAGCAUCUCCACCAUCUUGCGGUAGAUCCCGUCGCACCGCCCGACACCGUAUUUCUUCAGCGCUACACUCGCCCACAGGACGUUGCCAACCUCCCGGGGCCGCAGCUGUGCGAGUGCAAUGCCAUGGUCCAAGCAUCCACCACCGUCCUCCAUGACGCCCACAAACCUAUCAAAUCGCUCGUCCUCAUCGAGAGAAUAGCCAGGGCGGCGAAACGAAGGCACGCCAGUAUCCGGCGAUGAGCCGUGCCGCUUUCUCUUGUUUCCAGCAGCCUCCGCCUGCAGCUGUUUGGCGAUGCGAUGAAUCCCCGUCGCCCAAUUGACCGAAUUGAGCACCGACAGGUGAUUGGCCAGCAGCUCCAGGAGGCCGUCGAGCGAUGUGGCCGUCUCGAGCCGCCUGUUGAGCACCAGUUGCUCUGCAGACGGCGCAGAUGUGGCCGCGAGAGGCAGAGAUACCGGCGACGGAUGGCUGCGGCUCACAUGAUGUGACACAGCAGCACCACCGAUGAAGGGAGUUGAUGAAUCAGCCGGCUGCAGUCCCAUCGCGGUGUGGCUGGUGCGUCGUGUUGCGUGGCAGACGGCGCCCCUCGCAGGGAGUGGACGCAGUGCAGAAGGGAUGUUCUCGAUUGAAGAUCUCCGGAAAAUCAUAACAAACAAGGCUGUUCCUUCUCAUUGCUCUGCCCUUAUACCCCGUACCUCUCUCCAAUCGCAGCU
Vitrella brassicaformis is the source of this 3441-nucleotide messenger RNA. The record is from the annotation of a GenBank genome assembly. Lineage: Eukaryota; Vitrellaceae.